This is a messenger RNA of Cryptococcus amylolentus CBS 6039, 3032 nucleotides long. RefSeq lists its product as hypothetical. Gene Ontology annotation, biological process: transmembrane transport. Lineage: Eukaryota; Fungi; Basidiomycota; Tremellomycetes; Tremellales; Cryptococcaceae. The coding region runs from base 170 to 2665 and encodes 831 amino acids. The transcript is spliced from 5 exons. Gene Ontology annotation, cellular component: membrane. Gene Ontology annotation, molecular function: secondary active sulfate transmembrane transporter activity. The record is from RefSeq and is a predicted model, not a curated record.
CUGUGGGUGGUGGUGGUGGUGGUGGGGGGGGGUGUAUUUGCGAUGUCUGGGUAUAGUUAUAUAGGUGACGUCGUGCUCCCUACGUAAACAGAAACUAUCUCGAAAAACCUGCCAUCGCUUGUCCUCAUAUCAUCUUUGCCCAAGACGUGCUUGUUCCUGCCUCCGGCGCAUGGUAUAUAUACAUCCACUUCGUAAUUCAGCAAAAGGAAAAUUCGUAGACCGCUCCCCUCCCAACCACGAAAGCUUCAUUCGUAUACACGACAGCUCGCGCUCGACCUCGCCCACAGCUCGCGCACCUCCCAACGGAGACCACCCCGGCAUGUCGCCCAACGUCGCCGCCCUCAAAGACCCCCAGGGCAUCAAGCGCAGAGUCAAGAACUACUUUGGCUACACCGACACCACCCCCAAGACCAUCUCGGUCACCUCCUGGGUCACCCAGUCCACGCCCAACGCCAAAGAGGGUGUUAAGGAUUAUGUCCUCUCGCUCUUCCCCUUCAUCCAAUGGGUGCCGAGGUACAACUUUACCUGGCUCUAUGGUGAUCUCGUCGCUGGUAUAACCGUCGGUUUGGUCUUGGUCCCCCAAUCUCUGUCCUACGCCAAAAUCGCCAACCUAGAUGCUCAAUACGGUCUCUACUCAUCCUUCAUCGGUGUCCUCACCUACGCCUUCUUUGCCACAUCCAAGGAUGUCUCGAUCGGCCCCGUCGCUGUCAUGUCUCUCGAAACCGGCAACAUCAUUACUGCGGUCCAGGAGAAAUAUGGCGACUUGUACGACAAGCCAGUGAUUGCUACUGCAUUGGCCUUCAUCUGUGGUUUCAUCGUGCUGGGUAUUGGAUUGAUCAGGAUCGGAUGGCUCGUCGAGUUCAUCCCUCAACCUGCUGUAUCCGGUUUCAUGACCGGUAGUGCUCUCAACAUUGCGGCCGGUCAGACCCCCGCCAUCUUUGGUCUCGCCAAGAAGUUCAACACCAAGGCUGCCACCUACAAGGUCAUCAUUAACACGCUGAAAUUCUUGCCCGAGGCGUCUCUCGACACGGCCUUUGGUAUCAGCGCGCUUGUGCUGCUCUAUGGCAUGAAGUGGGGUUUCACUUGGCUGGGCAACCGCUACCCCAGGUGGAACCGUGUCUGCUUCUUUGCCCAGUCUUUGCGUCACGCUCUGGUUAUCAUCCUCUUCACCAUCAUCUCUUGGCGUAUCAACAUUCACGCGCCCAAGAACCGCAUCUCCCUCGUCGGUAGCGUCCCUUCGGGUCUACAGCACGUCGGCCGUCCUUACAUCGACAAAGACCUCCUCGCUGCCAUCGGUCCCCACAUCCCCGUGGCCACCAUCAUCCUCUUGCUCGAGCACAUUUCCAUCGCAAAGUCUUUCGGCCGAUUGAACGGGUACAAGAUCAACCCCAACCAAGAGCUCAUCGCUAUCGGCGUCAACAACACGCUCGGUACUCUCUUCUCUGCUUACCCUUCUACCGGUUCUUUCUCCCGAUCGGCGCUCAAGUCCAAGGCUGGUGUGCGAACCCCUGCUGCCGGUCUGGCCACGGGUGUCGUCGUCAUUGUCGCCCUGUACGCCGUUGCUCCAGCUUUCUACUGGAUCCCCAACGCCGCUCUCUCUGCGUUGAUCAUCCACGCCGUCGCCGACUUGGUCGCUUCUCCCAAGCACUCUUAUGCCUUCUGGCGCGUCUCCCCCAUCGAGUACAUCAUUUUUGUCGGUGCCGUUCUCUGGUCCGUCUUCUACACCAUCGAAUCCGGUAUCUACUGGUCCCUCGCUACUUCCAUCGUCCUCCUCUUGCUCCGUAUCGCCCGCCCCAAGGGCCACUUCCUCGGACGUGUGCGUAUCAAGCCUCAGAACGAUGCCCAGCAGACUCGAGACGUGUACAUUCCCUUAUGCGACUCGCACAACCAGGAUGUGCCCGUGGAGAACCCUCCCCCUGGUAUCAUUAUCUACCGCUUCGAAGAAUCCUUCCUCUACCCCAACGCUUCGUACAUCAACGACCGUCUCGUCGAGCGUGCCAAGUCUACCACCCGCCGAGGCGGGGACCACCAUGCUGUCAAAGCUGGUGACCGUCCAUGGAAUGACCCGGGGCACAGUAAGAAGGAUGAAGAAGCCGAGCGCAAGGCCGAGAGUGAGAAGCCGCUGUUGAAGGCAGUCAUUCUUGAUUUCGCGGCGGUGGCCAAUCUGGAUACCACGGGUGUGCAAAACUUGAUUGAUACGCGGACAGCUAUGGAAAAGUGGGCGGACGGGCCUGUCGAGUUCCACUUCUGCGGUAUCUUGUCGCCUUGGAUCCGACGUGCGCUUAUUGCGGGCGGCUUUGGACAGGGCAGGACGAAGGAAGGGGCCGCGCUGGAAGUUGCGCCCGCGGUCAUUGAGAAUCUCGAAAACGCCGCUUCCCCUCCCACUCAUGAACGUGAAGAGGAUGGCUUGUUCUUGGUACAUGAAGUUGGCAAGGCGCACCAGGCUGGAGGAUCGGAUAGCGCGAGGACGUCAGUGUAUGAUGAGGAGAAGAACUUGGGUAGCUCGUCGGGUGCUAGUACACCACCAAGGGUACAGACUGUUCACGAGGCGGACCAGAGGCGGGGCAGUGACAAGAGUCUGCCGUUGCUCGAUAGGACUACACCUUUCUUCCACUUUGAUCUCGCCGAUGCUCUCAACUCGCUUCAUCUCCCCACCAGCGAAUAGUUUUCUCUACUUUCGGUCUCGGCUCUUUCACUUUCGCUUUCAGCGUCUCUUUAUCAUUGUAUAUGGGUUUAUGGGGUCUUUAUCUUCAUGCGCUUCAAAUCUCCUAUCUAUCUUGGUCCUUGCUCCUUUUGGGCUUUUUCUCCUUGCAUCCCGGCCUUGUCACAAGUCUAUAGUAUCUAGUAUUACUAUCCAGAUCAUAACAGUUAUAAAAUAGAAUGUCCUUGUAACGAAUUUUGAAUGAACACCACAUUUGAAAUACCUUUCCCUCUGCUACAGGAUCGAGUCAAUUUCAGCAAACAGGACAGGGCAGUUGGGAUCAGCUUAAAGGCUGUGAGUUGGGAUUGUUGCAUGGCUCCGGCUGGCAAGG